Molecule: messenger RNA, 3328 nt
Organism: Nilaparvata lugens (brown planthopper)
Lineage: Eukaryota; Metazoa; Arthropoda; Insecta; Hemiptera; Delphacidae
Product: hyaluronan mediated motility receptor
Exons: 6
Coding region: 137-3328 (1063 amino acids)
Molecular function (GO): hyaluronic acid binding
Source: RefSeq, a predicted model, not a curated record
GAAUAACGGACAAAGUUCUGAAGCCAGGUGCUUUUUAUAAAACGGCAGUUAGUUAUUCGCGUUUUAAAGUAGGUAUAGGCUAGUAGGGUAACGUUCUCCAUUUAUCAGGUAAUAUUAAGAUAGUUUUAUUUCAAAAAUGUCCUUCCCAAAAGCUAAAUUGCAUCGAUUCAACGAAGAAAUGACAUGUGCUCCCCCUCCUGGUAAAUAUGACCCAAAAUUCGACAACAAAGUGAAGGGAGCUGUCAUUCAAAAAAGCAAGAGGUUCGUCGAUUCAAAGCUGAACUUGGCUGCAUCAACGGAGAGCCUUGAUAGCGUCUCUUGCUCCACCUCCAAGUCAGCAAGCACCACUAACCUCCAACCAGUAUUCCGAACUCCCCAACUGACAAGAAGGAAAGUACUUACAACGCCGAAAUCAGUUUCAUCCAUAAACCUCGCAAGCACAUCAGGAAAAACAAAGCGCGCUCUGAAUAACGAAUUCAAAAAUGAAACUCACUUGGAAAAGCUGGUAUCAGAUCUCAACGCCGAAUUGAAAGAGAAAAAGAAUGAAAUUGAAGAUUUGUACAAAGAGUUGGCCAUGAUGAAGAAGAAUGAAGUGGACGAACAAUCAAAGAUCGAUGAGGAAAGGAAGAUUCUAGAGAAACAGCACUUGGAAGAGAUCGACCAACUGAAAGCUGAAAUUGAAGUAUUGCAGAAGAAAAUUGACAAAGAACGAGAACAGCAUAUCAAUGAGUUGGACAAACUAUCAGACGAAACUGUAAUUACAAUUGACUCAAUGAAGGUCGAUAUCGAAAAUAAAUUGAAGAAUUUUGAAAGCGAUUUGGAUGUGUCUCAGAUGGAGAUGCAGAUAGAUUUCCAAACUAAGUUGGAGGAAGUGACGAAGGAAAUUAGAGAGCAAAGUGAUGACUUGGAAAGAAAAACCUUGCAAACAAUCAGUAAAGUACAAAUGAUGCAAAUUGACUUCGAAAAACAAACAGAGCAGUUCAAGGAAUACCUGGAAGAAUCUGAUCAGAAAUUAGCGAACACUGUGAAAGAGUUGACAGCACUGAGCAUCGAGAAAGAAGAGCUAAAAACAAAGAAUCACGAACAGAAAAUGAUCAUCGAUAAGACCAACAAGGCGCUGGGAGAUGCUGAGAAGCGGUAUAAGAAGAUCGACUCGGAGUUGGCUCGCAGCCGGCAGAAGUGUAAGAAUUUCCAAGUGGCCACGAUGGAGCAUCGCAAGACCAUUGAGGCACUCAGCACUCGCCUCUACGAGAGCGAAUCCGAAGUGGAGCGACUCAACUCUGUGCAGACGGAUCUUGAAGAGCAGAAGAAGCUGCUCGAAGCAAAAGCUGACAGUCUAGUUUUAGAAAUAAUAAGUCUAAGGGAGAGCAUGCAGUCAAUGGAGAGCGAAAUCAUACGUGAUGUGGAGGAUAUUAAGAAUCAACUCACUUCCAAAGUAGAUACCUAUAGAAUGAAAGCAGCCGAAGAAACCAAAUCGCUUCUUGAAACUGUUCACGACAAGCAAAGAACGAUUGACAUGCUGUUAUUGGAGGUGGACUACUACCGUAAGCGUCUGACUGAGACUGAUGAUUUUGCUGGAAAUUUGAAGGAAAAAUCAGAAUUGCAAUGCACAGAAAUCCUCGAUCUCCGUAAGAAGUUGACUGAAACUGAAGAUGAAUUCGCUGAUAGAAUCAAUGCUCAAAGGAACGUGUAUAGUAUCCUGGAUGAAAAUUUCAAGGAAAAAUGCGAUUUCAUCUACAAACUGGAACAAAUCAAAUAUCAUCAGGAGCAACAGAUCAAUGAACUGAUCACCAAACUUGACCACCAGAGUGAGUGCGCUCAGAGGGCCACCUCUCAGAUCGCAGCCCUCACCACUCAAAACGCUGAACACGAGAAGAGAAUUGAAAACUUGGUCAACAAACUUGAAACCAGUGGAGAAUAUGUGCAAACCUUCACCAAACAUAUUGAGGACAUUGCUGAACAGAUGAGUAAGAAAGAAGAGAAGAUAACUGCUCUGCAUCAAGACAUUGAAACCAAACAAGCUGAACUGAUGUUGAUCUCUGUUGAAAACUCCGAAUUCAAACAGAAAUUGGAAGAUCAGAAUCUGCGUAUUGAAGAACUAGAAAAAGAAAUUAGGGACACGCACAGAGAUAAUGAGAAGUAUGUUGAUGAACUGAUUUCGGAAAUAGUCCUCGAAAAAGAGCGUUGCUCUGAAUUGUCUUGUGUGAUGGCACAGCUGGAAGAAGAGAAGUCCAAUCUUGAGGAAAGAAUUAAGAAAUCGUUGCAUGAAAACGAAGAAAUUUCGUUGGACUGUACGAAACUUAGAGAAGAUGCCAACCAUUAUGCCGAGGUUGCUCAGUCCGAGUCUGAGGAGCGUGCCAUGUUGGCAAGACUGUUGGCUGACAACCAGCAGGAACAGGUGCGUCAACAAAACCAAAGAGAUGCGGAAAGCGUCGAGAAAGCUCAACUCAUUGUUGAACUAUCCACCAAAAUUGAUAAUCUGGAAGAUCUUGUCAAGGCCGCAGAAGAAUCUAAAAACAGUCUUGAAAUAGACAAUGAAAGUCUGAGGUCGCGCUUGGAGAGCUUGAACAAGUACUUGGAAACUGUUGAAUCUGAUAAGAUGACACUGGAAGAGAAGGCAGACAAACUAGACAAGGAGAUUGCAGACUUGUUGAGAACUAACAAGGAACAGUUGGAGACUAUCGAAAGCCUCAAUGAUGAAAUAUCUGUUUAUAAAGCCAAAGAGAUCGACUUGGAGGAGGUGAACGCCGCUGUCGCUUCCUUGAAGGACGAAAUUGUUGUUCUAUGUGAUACACUGGAGACCAAAGAUAAGACAAUUGAUCAACUUUGUGAAAGUAAGACAACUGCUAUGCAAGAUCUGGAAGAGUUGGAGAAAGAAGCCAAAGCGUACGAGGAGAAGCUGUCUGUCCUGUCUAGAAAUUUGGAGGUGGAGAAGAGGAACCACUCUGAGCUGCUGCAGUCCUACACCAAGAUGGAGAACAGGAAGAAUGAAUACAAACUUUACAGCGGCAAAUUGACUGAAGAAUACGAACGCCAGAAGAAAGAGUUGAAGAUGCUUGAGGAUGAAAAUGAAAGAUUGUUGAAAGAAAAACACGAUUUGGAAGUGAAUGCUGGACCUUUCUUGAAGCAACUGAAAGAAUUCGAAGAGGAAAGAAAGACUCUGUCUAACAAAAAUGAUGCCAUGGAAGAAGAAAUUCUUGCGUUGGAGAGAAAUCAUGCCAAAACUCUAGGUCAUCAGAAUUUGAAGCAGAAGAUUCAUUAUGUGUCUACUUUGAAAGAGGAAAAUUUGAAACAGAAACAGAUGAUCGAGCAGUUGCAAGCGGAGUAG